GAGGUGGAGUCUCGCUGUCACCCAGACUGGAGUGCGGUGGUGCUGUCUCGGCUCACUGCAACCUCCACCUCCCAGGCUCAAGUGAUUCUCCCACCUCAGCCUCCUGAGAAGCUGAGAUUACAGAUUCGUGCUACCACACUCAGCUAAUUUUUGUAUUUUUUGCAGAGAUGGUGUUUCACCAUGUUGCCCAGGCUGGUCUCGAACUGGCCUCAAAUGAUUCACCAACAUCAGCCUCCCAAAGUGGUGGGAUUAUAGGCAGGAGCCACCAUGCCUGACCACAUGGAUUUCUGAGAGGGAUUCUGGAGCUGUAAUCAAAAGUUCUCAUAGUCCACAGGGCUCAGGAUGGGUGUGGCAUGGUAGCCCAUCACUCUUGGGCUAUAGGAAUCUUCCUGGUUUUUGGCCUGAGCUGAGUGAGAUUGGUGGAGUUUUUCUGAGACAAGGUCUUGCUCUGUCACGCAGGUUAGAGUGAGUACAGCAGUGUGAUUAGAGCUUACUGCAGUCUAGACUGCCUGGGCUCAGGUGAUCCUCCCUCCCACCUCAGCCUCCUGAGUAACUGGGACCAUAGGUGUCUACCACCACACCCAGUUAAUUUUUUUAUUUGUAGAGAUGAGAUCUCACCAUGUUACCCAGACUGGGCUUGAACUGGGCUCAGCCAUCCUCCUGUCUUGGUCUUCUAAAGUGCUAGAAUUACAGGCAUGAGCCACUGUGCUCGUCCUGAAUUAAGGAAACGAGGUUUGACAGUGGGGCAAAAACCACUCAGGAUCUGCAGAUUUGUCUGUCUGCCAGGGGAUAGUAUUCCCUAGCCCAGCUGAUUGGAUCUGUUCAGCCUGUAGCACAGUGCCUGAGAGGGGAGUGCUUGGCUCUGCCUGUGUGUAGGGCCGCCCAGCCAGCCCGCCAUGCAGUUGGAAGACCAGCUGAUGCUUUUGGCAGCUGAGGGGCUCCUGGAGGCUGGGCUGGGCCAGACUGGGUGUCGGGGCUGGCCUCAGUUGCAGGAUGUUUUAUGAGUGAAGACGGUAAGAUGGUCCUACUGCCUGGGCUUUCCUACCCUUUGGGAGGGCCAAGCCAGAGCUAUUUGCUACCAAACACCUUUUUCCUAUUAACUAAGCAUACCGCCCAUCUGGGCAGGAACAAGCUGAGGGCCUGACAAGCAGGGAGCCAGGCUCCUGCCAACAACCAGAUUCCCCAUUUCUAAAGAAUGGAAAGAGCUCCUGGGAGGUGACCAAGGCCACAGCCAGCCCCUCCCUGUUGAGCACUGAAGACUGACACGCAUUACAGAGCUCUGGAGCAGCCUGCAGUGGAAAGUUGAAGCCGAGGUGUGUGGCAGGCAGAUGAGGGAGCAGAGAACUGCUGAACAGAGAGAGACUCAGAGGACGUGGUGAAGCAUGGCUGUGACCCUGCAGUUCCUCGCUUGCCUGGUGGUAGCCAUUUGUCUCCUCUCAGUUGUGUCUACAACCCAGCACCAUGCAGGUACCAGGACUUCAGGGUGGGUGGAGAGGAGCCAAGGAAGGCUGCCAGCUGACAGCAGUUAACAAUUGGCUCUAUUUGAGGCUAGUUGGGCAUAGGAAGUAUGGGCAUGGUGGGUAUCAGGCUGAUGUGUGCUGUGGUGGGUGAUAGUGUGGGCCCCACCCCCAGAACUGAAAAGGUACAGAGAUAGCCCUAAGUGCUCUUAAUGCUGGCCCUGGGCUCAUUCCCACUGAUGCCCAAAGCAGGGUCUUUUGACCUGCCUGGGCUUGGAACAAACAUUGCAAGAGUGAGGCAACAUCCCAAGGUGUGGGCUGGAGGGAGCUGCCACAGGCAUCCUCCCCUGCCCUGUCCUCGCUGCCUCACAAGGAUCUACCACUGAGGAGGAACAGGGAAAGAACAGGCUCUUCCCAAAGAGGUUCCUUGUCCUUGGGAGAGUCAUUGGCACUGUUUUAGGUGACUCUGUCCUCAGAUGAUUAUAGGGAGGGGAGGAGGGUGGGGAAGGGUCUUGUGACCCAUUGGUCUGGAGCUCUUUACCAAGGGCAUUGUGCAAGUUAAAGGAGGAGUCCUGGGCAUUUGCCAACAUGGUAACUGGGCUUGGGAUGAUGCUUUUGAGAUUGCAAGACCUAUGCUUGGGAGGGUGAAUGUCAUUGUGCAUGUGUGUGCAUGAGAGGGAGGGGAAAAGGGAGCAUGGGAUGGCAUUCCUGCCCUUUUAUAGCAUGAUGAACUGCUCGGGACCCCUACCAGGCAGCAGAGGGGCACUUCUGGGAGGUUGGGUGUUCACGGUGUAGCAUGGCAGGGGUCUGACUCCUCUCUGCUGCCCCAGGGCAGCCCAUGGACAGCACCAGCGUGGGAGGUGGCCUGCAGGAGCCAGAGGCCCCGGAAGUGAUGUUUGAGGCCACAGCCUACCCCUUACAUGGCUCCCCUUGCAGCUGCUCUGGGCUGGGCUAGAGCUGGAUGUCAUGGGGCAGCUGCACAUCCAGGAUGAGGAACUAGCCUCCACACACCCAGGCCGCCGACUCAGGCUCCUCCUGCAGCACCACGUGCCCAGUGACUUGGAGGGCACUGAGCAGCGGCUACAGCAGCUCCAGGACCUGCGGAAGGGGCCUCCUCUUAGCACUUGGGACUUUGAACAUCUGCUCCUCACCACCCUGUCCUGCAUCUACCGGCUCCAUGCAGCUAGUGAGGCUGAGGAACGGGGCCACUGGGCCCAAGUCUUCACUCUCCUGGCACAGGAAACACUCUGGGACCUGUGCAAGGGUUUCUGCCCCCAGGACCAGCCCCCUUCCCUGGGGCCCUGGGCCUCCAUCCUUGACCCCUUCCCCUGACCCUCCCCUUUUGCUCUUUCACCUGCCAUUUCCCCCUCCCCUCUCCCCCUCAACUCCCCAGGCAAACCCAUCUUGGGCAGGGGCUUCUGUCUGGCACCUGGUUCUUUUCACUGUGUUCAGAUCUCUGGGCUUGGCUUGCGACAUCCCCUCUCUGUUUACCCUGACCAGAACUUGUUUCUUGGAUCUUGAGAGGCUAAGAACCCAGGAUUUGGGUUUCAAGGAGUAGGCACAGAGCUAAGGGCACGACAGGCAGGCAGGGUGUGUGUGUGUGGACAUCAGGAGUCAGGGUUGAGAAGUAUGUUCAAGAGAUGCUGAAAAGGAAGCUGUCCCAAGUAAGGCCAGGUCAGAUUCUCCAACUCCUACCCUGGCAGUCUGUGACGGUCCUGUGGAAUUCACAGGAAUCCUCUAGGUGCUGAGCACCCCCUUUUAAGCACAGCCAAAGAUCUGGGGUCCCUGAGCCUCCAAGUUCCCAUUUGGGUUGGAAGAAUAGAUUAGUUCUAUUCUUGAGUUCUGUCUGUUGGAGGAGUGGAGGGAAGCAGGUGGAGGGAGGCAGUAUCUCAGCAAGCGUCGAAAGAACACCUCAGAGGAGAGAGUAAGGCUGGGAGAAGACCAAGGAGAGACAAGCGGAGGUGGGCUGGAGCAGGUGCGGCCCUGAUUCUGUGUUGCUCUUCUCAUAAAACGUUCUGUUUCGGCCUCCCA
This is a messenger RNA of Callithrix jacchus (white-tufted-ear marmoset), 3488 nucleotides long. RefSeq names its product family with sequence similarity 180 member B (gene FAM180B). The record is from RefSeq and is a predicted model, not a curated record. NCBI's taxonomy places the organism in Eukaryota, Metazoa, Chordata, Mammalia, Primates, Cebidae.